This is a messenger RNA of Lingula anatina, 1844 nucleotides long. RefSeq names its product kelch-like protein 10. Gene Ontology annotation, molecular function: protein binding. The record is from RefSeq and is a predicted model, not a curated record. Lineage: Eukaryota; Metazoa; Brachiopoda; Lingulata; Lingulida; Lingulidae.
AUAAGAAAAAAACAUCAAAAAUGCAAGACGAAGAAAACUCCUUUGAGUUGCGCACGUAUGAACGCAUUUCCGAGUAUGUGCCAGUUGAGGAUACUGUAAUUCAGAGGAACUUUGAGGAAGAUUGGAAGAACAGCUGUCAAAUAUACGAUGCUUUGAGAAAAGACUCGAAACUAUGCGAUGCAGUACUCGUUGUUGAUCAGCGAGAAUUCCCAGUCCACAGAGUCAUCAUGGCUGCCUGCAGUCCAUAUUUCAAAAGAUUAUUCACUAACCAAAUGAACCCAUCUUUUGAUGGUGAUUUUCCAAUAGAAUACCACAUCUGUGACAAAAUAAGUGCUGGAGUCAUGGAAAUUAUCAUCAAUAAUGCCUACAACAGGAAGAUUGAUAUUAACCCUGAAAAUAUUGAGUUAUUACUAUCAGUUGCCGACCAGUUCCACAUAUUUGGUUUAUUAAAAGCAUGUGUCAAUUAUUUGGAAGAAAAUUUGUCCGUGAAAAAUUGCAUUGGAAUAUGGAUGCUAGCAAAACACCAUAACUGCCCCAACCUAGAAAGCACAGUCUUUCGAUUUUUGUUAAGACAUUUUACACCCGUGUCAUUCUAUAGCCAAGAAUUCGUCCAGUGUUCCGUAGAUGAUUUGGUUGGUUUACUAAGUGCCGAGAACUUAAAUGUGGCAAAUGAAGAAAUUGCGUUCGAGGCUGUCAUCCGCUGGAUUUCUCAAGAUCCAAUUAAUCGCAGAAAGUCCCUCCCCGUUCUGCUCCCAAAUAUCCGUCUUGGAUUGCUCAGCAGUGACUUUUUCUGUACACAAGUCGUGAAUGACGAGUACGUCAAAGCAGAGCCCCAGUGUGCCGCAAUUUUAAAUGAAGCACAAAAACUCAUCGAUGCACUGGACAGUGAGAAAUAUUCUGAUGUAGAUUUUACCCACCCCCUCACCUGCCCACGAGUCCCAGUUGACGUGUUGUUUGCUAUCGGAGGGUGGAACACAAACAGCCCUACAAAUCUGAUUGAGACCUACGACACACGAGCAGAUCGGUGGAUCGAAGUCCAAGCACAGAGCCAAGAUCUUGGUCCGACAGCCUAUCACGGCUGUGUAACUUUGGGAGGAAAAAUCUUUAUCAUCGGCGGGUUUGAUGGAGUCGAAUAUUACAGUCAGGUGCGGUAUUACGACCCAGCAAACAAAAAGUGGUCAAAAGCCGCUCCUAUGCACCACAAAAGGUGCUAUGUCAAUGUUACUAUCCACGAUGACAAAAUCUACGCCAUGGGAGGCUACAACGGGGACACACGUCUAAGCAGUGCCGAAAGAUACACUCCCAGUACAAAUCAGUGGACACCAAUAGCGCACAUGCACACCGCCAGAAGUGACGCAGGCGCUUGUGCAUCAAAAGAUUUUGUCUUCUGCAUCGGUGGUUUUAAUGGCCUACACUGCUUGGACACAGGGGAGUAUUAUGAUCCCCAAAAUGAACAGUGGACCUACAUAGCAUUCAUGUCAUGCCCCAGAAGUGGAGUUGGAAUUAUUAUGUAUCACGACUACAUCUAUGCUGUUGGUGGGUUCAAUGGCUUGCAGCGACUUAGCACCGUGGAAAAAUACGAUCAUAUCAGAAACACAUGGAAACCUGUUCCUGAUUUACAUGUCCAGAGAAGUAACUUCGCCAUAGAGGUUAUAGACGACAUGAUUUACGUAAUCGGCGGUUAUAACGGAGGAGCAACAAUAAAGAAGGUUGAGUGUUAUGAUGACAAUUCUGAAGAAUGGUACGAAGCUUAUGACAUGAAAUACAACCGGAGCGCGCUCAGUGCGACCGUGGUGCAAGACUUGCCAAAUAUCAAGGAUUAUAUCGUCAAAAGGAACAAUUAG